ACAACAAAUAUGUGUCUCCACAACCCCAUAAAUGCCGAUGUAUGUUCUCUGACAGCUUUACUACCAUUUGAAAUUGAGGAAAGUUAAGGGUUGUAGUGUUAAUUCCACAAGGCUUAUGCUUAUUGUGUACAGUAUGGUUGUACAUCAGUGUUAUGAGUGGACCCCUUUGUGUAGUGCUUUAAUGGGCCGAACUUUUUAGACUGUUUAAAAACACACAAAAAAAAUUAAAAAAUGAAAUCGCAAAUCGCAUCUACAAGCCAUGGUACUCUCAUACAGGGUUCUGAGUACUGCAAAGCCACAAGGAACUGCCGAAACCUCCCAUGCUCUGCUGCCUCUUGCCAUUACAUUGUGCGAUAUAGUCAUUAAAUCAUUUAUUUGAAGUUACAACAAUACCUAGAGAAAUCAUGUACUGGAUGAUAAAAUUCUUUUUCCAAUGAAACAUUUUCGCCCUCACCCAUUACUGUUCAUCUGUAGAAUAUCAAGUACUGACUCCACCUUCCCAGGUGAGUUUCAGCAUGAAUCUCCUGAAUGUGUGGGCGUGCACAGAUCAUGCUUGAUAGACAUCUCUGUGACUCUCCUGUUAGUUUUGGUACACCUGUUAGGGCGGGACUUACAGCCUCCACACUUUGAUAUAAGAACUUUGGUGAUCUCAGAAAAGUCUCAGUGUAGCUUCACAUAACUUUAGUCUUAAAGUCCAGUCACAUUUACCUUCAGUCCACCAAAUAAGCCUCCCUCUCUGAAAAAGGCUGAAAUGUCACAGGUCUAACAUAUGAAAUAAAUCCUGAGCAGAGCGAUUGUGAACAUGAAUCCGCUAGUGUAAUAUUGUACCUAACAGUGUACGUAUACUGUCAAAAUAAUGACUUCAUUAUUUUCAAAGUGGAUUCGCAGUUUCUGUUGGCUGAACUUGCAAAUUUGCACAAUCUGAUUAAUUAAAUUUGUCCACUGUAUGUACGUCAGCUGAAGUCAGUGGGAGAUGGAGGAAAUAUUUGCAGAGAUUAGUGCUAGUGUGACUGCAACUGAAAGCUGUGGUCAUACAAGAUUUUUUCUGAAGAUUUUUUCUGACGUGCAAGACGCUGGCAUUCAUUACCCAUUAAGUGUCUGAGAAUUCAGACACUUAUGAACCGUUGUGUUUUUGCGACAUCACUGAGAGGUGUAGUGUUGCAUGACUGUUCAUUUUCACAUGUAUAAAAUGCAGAGCAAUGUAUUUUGCCAUGGACACUACUUUUUUUUUUUUCUGGGAAUUUUUUAGGGCACUAUGUAGUGGAUAAAAUUCACACUCAGAAUUUGGACACUCAAAUAAAAUGGGGGACAGUGGAUAUAAUACACCAUAUAAUAAAUAGGAAGACAGAUUUUGGACAUAAUCCUUUUGUUGGUUGAUUCAACACAGCUUUCUGCUUAUACGCGUAUAUCUGGCACACAUGUGCGUUUGGCUAAUUCGAGUUAUAGUCAGUAAACUGUGCUGUUGCCGAGCUGUUGGAAUAGAUGCAUCCUAACUAAAGCUGAGCAGACACUGUGCAUUUUUUCAUUAAUCUUGGAUGGAUCAGUUGACCAGACAGACAUGGGUACUCAUACUGAACAUAAGCUUGGAACCUCCGGUUGGUUUUGUCCAUUGACAAUUCCAAUAUAGUUUAUUUAAACAAAGUGACCGUGACAGUGUUGACAAGAAGAGAGAAAGUCAGCAUUACUUUGUGCAAUUCUACCACUAUGAACAAAAAGUAAGGAGAAAAUCGGACCAUGGAACUAAUCAAACUGCAGACAGCCAACCGACACUGUUGACUUGCCAGCUAUCCAACCAAUCCUCACAGAGCCAGAUCAUUGAUCGUCCAAGCCAGUAAUCAGAUGUCGUACCUUCCCUCAAACUGCACAUCAAACAACAACCAAUCCACCAGAAAUUCAGUCAAUUUCUGAAAUUUGUCAGGGGCUUCGAAAUCAAGGUGAAAAUUAGGCUUAAUGUUUUAAGUACAGUGCAAUUGAAGUUGGUUGAUUAGGGACUUUAAGGCUCUGUAAUAUACACUGAAGCACUGUCAUUCUGCUAAAUUGAGAAUUACAAAAAAUGUGUUGCCUUUUCUAGGUAGUAGAAGUCUUUUCAAUAUUUUUCAAACAUGGUUGAGCUGAACCGCAUCUACUUUAAUUAUUUACUUUCUCCUCUACUGCCACUUUUCUUUGUGUUUCUCUCCCUGCCUCCAACUCCCCUCGUACCUCUCUACUGUUAUUUCUUUAGGUACAGCCAGUGCUUUGAAAAUCUGCUCCGUGUGGGUUUUUACUUUAUCAAUGAUUGACAUCUCGGAGUACAUAGACCUCAACUGAUUUCUCCAGCCUGCUAUGUCACCACUGCAGGCUUGUUGCCCAGUUGGUGGUAGGACCUCCUUAGUUUGUAUUCAUUUGCUUAAGCUAUUCGUUUUGGCCGAAUGCCACAGGCAGAGAAGGAGAAACUGCUGGCGGAGUUCUCAUCUGACAUGGAUCACAUGCACCCGGAGGCAGCAGAUCUGAGGGCUCUGGCCCGGCAUCUGUACGAGGCCUAUCUGAAAUACUUCCCCCUCACCAAGGCCAAGGCCAGGGCCAUCCUCUCUGGGAAGACCGGAGACAACGCGCCUUUUGUCAUCCAUGACAUGAAGUCUUUAAUGGAAGGAGAGCAGUUUAUUAACUGCCGGCAGAUGCCCAUCCAGGAGCACCAGCAGCAGACCUCUGCUCUCACCGCCGGACACGGAGGGGUCACAGGAGUUCAUAUGGGAUCAGAGUGUGGCGUUUUGGGAAUGGCAGGCAUCAGCGGACAGGGACCAACGGACGCUGUGGAGCUACGUUUCUUCCACAGCUGUCAGUCACGCUCGGCUGAAGCAGUGAGAGAAGUGACAGAGUUCGCCAAGAGUAUCCCGGGAUUCAUUGAUCUGGAUCUGAAUGAUCAGGUAACGUUGCUGAAGUAUGGUGUGAUAGAGGUUUUGAUCAUCAUGAUGGCACCGCUGAUGAACAAAGAUGGGACCCUGAUCUCCUAUGGACAGAUCUUCAUGACGCGGGAGUUCCUCAAGAGUCUCAGGAAACCUUUCUGUCAAAUGAUGGAGCCAAAGUUUGAGUUCUCCGUUAAGUUCAACACGCUGGAGCUGGACGACAGCGACAUGGCACUGUUUCUGGCUGUCAUUAUCCUCAGUGGGGACCGCCCAGGCCUUCUAAAUGUGAAGCCCAUCGAGCAGCUUCAGGAGACAGUGCUUCAUUCGCUGGAGCUGCAGCUGAAGCUAAACCACCCGGACUCUCUCCAGCUGUUUGCCAAGCUGCUCCAGAAGAUGACCGACCUGCGUCAGAUCGUCACGGACCACGUCCACCUCAUCCAGCUGCUGAAGAAGACUGAGGUGGACAUGUGCUUACACCCACUGCUGCAGGAGAUCAUGAAGGACUUGUAUUAG
This is a messenger RNA of Xiphias gladius (swordfish), 3395 nucleotides long. RefSeq names its product peroxisome proliferator-activated receptor gamma (gene pparg). Bases 2409 to 3395 code for a protein of 328 amino acids. NCBI's taxonomy places the organism in Eukaryota, Metazoa, Chordata, Actinopteri, Istiophoriformes, Xiphiidae. The transcript is spliced from 6 exons. Gene Ontology annotation, biological process: hormone-mediated signaling pathway; negative regulation of transcription by RNA polymerase II; cell differentiation. The record is from RefSeq and is a predicted model, not a curated record. Gene Ontology annotation, molecular function: RNA polymerase II cis-regulatory region sequence-specific DNA binding; nuclear receptor activity; zinc ion binding. Gene Ontology annotation, cellular component: nucleus.